Xiphophorus couchianus (Monterrey platyfish) is the source of this 1894-nucleotide messenger RNA. It is a transcript of the gene asphd1, whose product is annotated as aspartate beta-hydroxylase domain containing 1. The coding region runs from base 128 to 1213 and encodes 361 amino acids. The transcript has 6 exons. The record is from RefSeq and is a predicted model, not a curated record. NCBI's taxonomy places the organism in Eukaryota, Metazoa, Chordata, Actinopteri, Cyprinodontiformes, Poeciliidae. Gene Ontology annotation, cellular component: membrane.
GUGAAACUGCAGAAGUUUACAUCUCUUGUCUGGAGAGCUGGAGCUGUCCAACCAACACGGUGCUGAAGCUGUCAGACACGGAGCUCCACGGUGCACCAAGUUGUUCUGUGUCACCCUCGCCUAAAGGAUGGACUGGUCGAUAAACACACUGCCUUUGCCUGAGUACGUUGAGCUUGGUGUCCAUUCACUGAGUGGCCUUCUGUGGACUCUGCUGUUCCUAUUUCUGUGGCACUGCUAUCGAAUUGGCUCUGACCUGCCAAUCCCAGGCCAUGCUGGAAAGUUAAAGUCGAGCUCAAGGCGGUCCAUGAUUUCUCGGAGCGGUGUGUGUAUGGGAACAAAGUGCAGCGCCCGGUCUAAGUUGUCCAGGAGCGAUCAAAUUGCACCUUUCAUUUCCAUGGAAACAGCGAAGGAUGAGGAGCAGGGACAAGGAUAUCUCACGCCAGUGCUGAGUCAUGCCUUGUUCCCUGCCCAGGCAUCUGCAGAAGCCAAGAAGCUAUACGCAGCACUGCAAGAGUAUGCCAAGCGUUACAGCUGGGUGGGCAUGGGCCGCAUUCACAAAGGCCUUCGUGAGCAGGUCAGACUGAACGAUCUCUCCACCAUACAAAAGCCACAUCUCUUCUUCCUGCCGGAUGUCCCAAGUGUUCCUUUCUUCCCGCAUGAUGCUCACCGACAUGAUAUCGAGGUGUUGGAAGCUAAUUAUCCCGCCAUCUUGGCUGAAUUCCAGGCUGUUUACCAGAGAGGCAUAGACUCCAAAUCAGGCUGGACUUGUCUGGGGCCAAAGAGCCAGGCCGUGUUUUCCUUGUACAGCGCCGGGGUCUGUGUGGCAGAGAACUGCCGCUCCUGUCCCUCCACAUAUCGCACACUUCUUUCUCUGCGUACUUUCAUAAACAGCAACUCGUUGGGAUCUGCAGGAUUUUGGCUGUUGGGCCCCGGAGCGAUACUGGGGAGCUCCUACGGACCGACAAACACACGCCUUCGCUGUCACCUUGGUUUGCAGACCCCCACUUCGUGUGAGCUGGUGGUGGGAGGGGAGCCUCAGUGUUGGUCAGAGGGGCACUGCCUCCUUCUUGAUGAUUCAUUCCUUCACACCAUCUCUCACAAGGGUCCUCCAGAAUCUGGACCCAGGGUCAUUUUGAGUGUGGACCUGUGGCAUCCAAAUGUGGCUGCAGCAGAGAGACAAGCUUUGGACUACAUGUUCACCCCUGACCUCUGAGUUUUCACCGUGAGCACUGUGCAGGGAUGCCUUAACUUAGCCCACGGUUCACGUGUCUCAUUCCAGUCAGAGAAUCACUGUGUGAAUCCUUCCUUAAGAAUUAGACAAGCCAUUAGCCACACAUUCAAGCAGUGUUGGAUGUUUGGCCCUCAUUUGUAAUCAUUAAAACAGUUUUACUGUUAUGCUACCUGCAUGGCAAUUUGAUAUAAAAAUACAAGCAGACAGCACCUGGAAGCACAAACAACAGAGCAGGGGUUAACUGAUGUAAAUUUUGACAUCAUAAAUCUGUUUACUAUGCUAAUUCAUGCAUGCAAAGCCUCAGACUUGUUAUUGUUACUGGCCUUAUCUGAGCUGUUGUUGCAUGUGCAUGGGUUUUUAGAAACUUUCUUGAAACGGUGUGUGACUACCGGUGAUUCAACCAAAAAACUGUGAAUACUUCAGUAAAAAUGACAGAAAUUUAAAUUUAAAUGUAUUUUCUCGCCUAAGAUAUUUCCAAUCAAAAUGUAACCAAAUAUACUGUGUUUUUUCUUUCCAUGAUAACACAAAGCUGUUUGUAUGCUGGAAUGUUUCUGGUCUCAAAGUUAUUAUAUUUUUGAUUUCUUUAUAAAUACUCUUUGCUAGUUUGUUUCUUGUUACAUAUUUUAUGUACAGUAAAAGAUAAAAAGAAGAGUAUAAAUGAAA